Lolium rigidum is the source of this 1586-nucleotide messenger RNA. RefSeq lists its product as uncharacterized. The record is from RefSeq and is a predicted model, not a curated record. The coding region runs from base 436 to 690 and encodes 84 amino acids. The transcript has 4 exons. Lineage: Eukaryota; Viridiplantae; Streptophyta; Magnoliopsida; Poales; Poaceae.
GUCCUCGCCGUCCUUCGUGCCUGCUCCGCCGUACGGCGACGGGAUGGAGCUGCCCGGACCCCCCAUCGGCUGCCACCACCAUCCCAGUUCAAAUUUGAAUCUCCAUCCGGCUGUCCAUCCUCUUCCUCAAUCCGGCUGACCUCGCCGUUCGCCGCCUGCGUGGAAGAGAUCUGGCAAGGGACGAUUUAAGCCGGACGCAGAUGGAUUCACCGACCUGCUCAUCCGAUUGUCAGGGCCAGGAAUCGAUCUUACGCCUGAUUGGUUACCGAGCUUUCCGAUUCAUUCUUCCGACACAAGCGCCCGCACUUCUCCGUCCAUCUUGAGUUCUGACUGGCGCGAGCAAGUGUCUGUUCCAUUGCACGCCGAGCUCGGGGAGGACGGAGUCUGUAGCAACGACCCAAUACGCGAUGCAGUCGAGUCGCCCCCUUCAGCAGAAUGGUGGGGGUCAUCGCCAGACUUGCCGACCUCAACCCCCUCAACCGAGUCCCCUCCAUCAGAGCGCACCUGGAAGCAGAGGGAGGUUCGGUGCUCAACUCCGGAGUCCCCAUUGAGGUGCAUGCGAGCAAGAUACACACGCCAAACAUGUUUGGCUUGUUCCAGAGCCAUCUAUUCCAGGUGGGGUCAUACAUUGUGCCACAAGUUAUAGAUGGUCAUUCAUGGGAAUGUUAUGCGGACAUGCAUUACGGGUAAUGAUAAACCUAGGGGUAGCAGAAAUACCCGAAUGUCACAUUAUGAGGAGGUGGACCAGGGAUGCGUACCGUGACAUGCCCGAGCACCUCAUGUUGUAUCAAAAGGAUAGCGCUACUACGAAAUCCACGAGUUUCAGGCACUCGGCUCUAUACAGGACUGCAAUUGAAAUUGUUCAGAUGGCUGACAGCAACCCGGAGUCAUGCGAAGUGGCAAUGUCUCACUUUCUAGAUGCCAUUCCCAUCUUGUCAGAAACAAACAAGAUAAAAGAUGGCCUUGGUCUAGAAGAGAGAGUUCAAGCAGCUGGGAGAGCGAAUCCUUCAGUCAUAUUCGAGAGUGGCAGUCUUCGACCGGACAUCGUUGCUCCUUCAAAAAGUUUGGUCGACCAACUUCUGCAAGAAACAAGCCCGGCUACGAGAAGGUCAGUGUGCCAAGAACAAAAUUCUGCACCAUAUGCCGUAGCAGGGUUCAUAGGGCGAAUUGCUGCCCUUCCAACAAGAACAAGAAGCCACGUAGAGAGGCCCAUUGCUCGAAUUGCGGUCUGGCUGGGCACAAGAAGAACAAUUGCUUGACCUCCAACUACUAGCAUCACCUUUUUCUUUUGGAUUGGGAUAGGUUUUCCAAAUGUAGUCAGGGUCCACAUCUCGUGGUUCAUCCGUACUCGAAUGUUAUGUUAUAUUUUUUGCAAAUUUGCCCCGGCGAUCUUUUUGGUGCAAAACUAUUCCAGAUAUAAGCCCCCGUGUGUAUGUGGUAGAACACCAUUUGUCAGGUGGUGGUUUGUUUGAUCUGAGACAAUUGGGUCACGUAUGUCCGGGAUCGGGGUUUUUAAUAUGUUGUCUGUGAAAUGUGAACAAUGCAUAUAAAUGGUCAUAUAUUUUCAAGCCUGGUAUCUAUACAAA